GCUUCAGGCAAUAUGUCAUCGGUCUAUAUCUGGAAAAACCGCUACUUUCCUACGCUUCAAAAGUCAUCCACAAAGUCUUAAAACAAUGAGCCUUAUUAAAAAUGCCAUAUUGACGCAUAUCAUUAACAUAUCUUAAAUGCAUUUAAUGAAUAUCUCUUAAAUAAGCAUAGACUAUUCCAAAAUUUACGAGAACAGAAGAUUUAGUGUCGCUAUAAGAUGAAUUGUAAAAUUAUUUUCAGUUUGUUAUUUGUGCAAUUUUUCCAGCUUUAUACCAAGGGACAAUCUACAGGUCAUGGAGGUACGCGGUAUGUGGUUAUGUUUCCGGAUGGGAAUAGCCCGGUGACCAGGGCAGAACUUCUGAUAUCAACUCUACAGGACACGGAAGUGAGACUGACCUCCGGUUUUCCUGGUAUUGAUAGAGUGCUGCAGGUGAGAGCUAACGAGGGCGCUGUGGUCUCACUUCCUCCAGAAAUAGUCCUGAAUGGGAACAAGAGAGAGGAUAAAGGAAUCAUUAUUGAAUCUGAUUUCCCCAUCUAUGUGUAUGGCCAUUCUGGUGACGACUGUUGUGCGGGGGAGGGAUUUCAGGCUAUCCCUGUUGAUUUCUGGGGUAAGGAGUACUAUACUGCCACCCAGUACAACAGCACGGUAGCUGUGGUAGCAACGGAAGCCGACACGGAAGUGAGUGUCACAAAGGGAUUCUGGGGUGGCGUCACUUUUGAAUCAGUUUACUAUGGAAUGGGAGAAAACAUUACAUUCAAUCUGACGGCGGGACAAACUGCGCAGCUGCAAACCCCCAGCGGUUACCUGCUUGGUACACGGGUGUACUCUAACAAACCUGUUGGGGUAAUCUCGGGUCAGUACUACGCGUCUCCGUCCAGUAGGAGAGCCAAGUUUAACCAGAUGAUUGAAUUUAUCCCUCCAUCCAGCAGCCUCGGCACCGAUUUCAUCACUCCUCCUGUGUUUAAUUCUACCUACAUCAACAUAUACUAUAAUAAUCUGGGAGCCGACAACGUGAUCUCGACAAAGGGCAAAAACGUCAAUCUUUCCAGUAAUUUACAAAGGCGAGGAGGUUCCCGGAUCACGGCUGGUGCUGCCAACCCUUACCACGGCUCCAGCACUGAACCCGUCAUUGUGACGGCCUCACCUCUUACCAUUAGUCCCUUUAUGUUGUUUAUACCCUCUCUGGACCAAUACUCAAACAAUUAUAAAUUCCUCACCCCGACCAAAGCUAACCUGACCCAUUAUAUUGUUAUCAUUGUCAAAAGUCAAGACGAGAAUGGGAUCAGACUGGACGGGAACAAGAUUUACUCAAAAAUAGAGGGCGUGGACGUUCUGCUCAUCAAUGACGUCAUAUACCUCAUCAUUUCAGCGGAAGUGAGUGCGGGACAGCACCAGGUGACACACCAGGAUCCCAGUGUGAAGUUCGGUUUAAUUUUGUACGGUUUUGAUGACACUCAGUCCUAUGCUUAUCCUGCCGGACUUAGCCUGCCCUCCGCCUCGUCUCCGGCUGCUGGAAUGCCUCUAUAGAAAAGUCAGUCGGGGUCUGCCAUCAAAUAGGCCUAACUUCGUCAGUGCUGAAUGGCACAAAACAUUUUGUCGUCAUCUGUACAUACCUUCCGCCCCAUUUCUGAAAAAUUGUUACAACAUAGAUCAAAAUAGUUUUUAGUUUUAUAUAUCUAUCAUUUUUUAUUUUCGUUGAAAUUGUUCUAAUGCCUUGUUCUGUAUAUUAUGUGUCUACCAAUUAAAUAUAUUAAAUUAAAAAUUAACA
Saccostrea cuccullata (small rock oyster) is the source of this 1768-nucleotide messenger RNA. RefSeq lists its product as uncharacterized. Bases 217 to 1527 code for a protein of 436 amino acids. The record is from RefSeq and is a predicted model, not a curated record. The transcript has 2 exons. NCBI's taxonomy places the organism in Eukaryota, Metazoa, Mollusca, Bivalvia, Ostreida, Ostreidae.